Molecule: messenger RNA, 5040 nt
Organism: Sycon ciliatum
Lineage: Eukaryota; Metazoa; Porifera; Calcarea; Leucosolenida; Sycettidae
Product: rap guanine nucleotide exchange factor 2-like
Exons: 2
Coding region: 605-3388 (927 amino acids)
Biological process (GO): positive regulation of GTPase activity; Ras protein signal transduction
Cellular component (GO): apical plasma membrane; plasma membrane
Molecular function (GO): guanyl-nucleotide exchange factor activity
Source: RefSeq, a predicted model, not a curated record
UCCACUAGGCACUACAUCAUGCUCUGUAUGACUCUAUGACUUUAUGAGUCUGCCGUUCAAAGAAAAUAAGGAUGUUUGGAGAAGCUGAGUGGAAGAGGAUUCCCACACACAACCAAAGCUGCCGAGCUGCGGUGUAUGAUACUGUUUUUGCUAAGUAAAUAUUUGCACCACACGCCUGCAUGUCAGUUGUGCGCCAAGGCUCGACGCGAUAGUACGUUUUCGUGUCGGCGGCCUUUUAGCUAGCUGGCUACCGCUCUCGAGGUCGGUGAGUUCGCUGGUGAAUUAUCGACAUCACAAUCAUCCCUGCACUAGGCUGGAGUAAAGAUCUAGCGUGAGUAGCGGUUUGGUGGCGUCCCUGCGCUAACGUAAAAGUCGAGGAGGACGGCUAACGGUGAGUAGAGUAGUGGAGGUGAAAUGGGCGAGUCGUCCAAACGACGUAGGGAAGCUCGCUAGCAGUAGGGCUGAUACCGAAUGCACCAACGGAGGCGACUUCGCUUGCGUAGCGUGUGCAUGAUCGUUUCUUGUCGUUGGCGCUUGGCGCAAACCUAACUGCCUCGGUUCCCGAGCUUCGUACGCACCCGCGUGGCCCGCUGUUGGCCCGCACAUGGAUCAUUCUCGCGGCACUUACCCUUCUGGCAGCGCUGGGGCAGCGGGCUCCGGGAGUGGGCACCACAACGGAGCGACGGCAGCGGCUGCGAUGAACGGAGACCUGUCGAGAUCGGCACCAGGCGUGCGGAACCAACUGCUGGAAGCCCAGUUGGGCCAGGCCUCCUCGUCGCUCGGGUGCCUAUCGGGAAAGUUCCUGGAAACGCCAGAGAUCAACAUCUGCGAGAUGGGCAGCCUGGAAGACCUGGACAUCCUUGAGGAGCUGGAGGGCCUGGAAGAGGUCUGCGUGGAUUCUGAACCAGAGGAUGGUGACGAUACGUCCGAUGUGUCCUCCCAGUACAGCGAUAGCUUUGCGUCCAUUCAGGACCUGCUGUCGAAAGCGCCGGAGAAGCGCAGCGCCGACGACCUGGACGUGAUCAUGGACUAUAUCCAGCACCUACCGGCGUUCGCCAACAUGACGCUGCCCGUGCGGGAGAAGCUGUGCGCCCUCAUGCGCCUGCAGACGUACGAGCGAGCACGCACGGUGCUGGUGCGCUCCGGCGAAGAGGUGGACCGCUGGUGGGUGGUGUUCGGCGGCGCGGUGGAGCUCGUACGCGAGUCCUACGAGCCAGCCGUCUUCCACCUGGGCGAGGCGUUUGGCGUGUCGCGCGCCCACAAGAAGAAGGUCAUUCAGGCGGGCUCGCUGGUGACGCGCGGCACGGAAACGCUGCUGCUGAGCGUCGCCGCGGAGCAGUUCCACGACGUGUUUGCGCAGUCGGAGCAGGCCACCGUGGAGGUGGUGGAGGACGGCGCGCUGGUGAUGGUCACGGAGUAUCGCAAGACGGGCAAGACGGAGUGGGGCCAGGUGGUGGUGCGUGGCGCGCGGGCCAAGCUCGUGGCGCACCUGGUCGUGGGAGACUACGACCCGGCGUACGCCGAGGACUUCCUCCUGACGUAUCGCACGUUCAUGACGGCAACGGAGCUCGCCGAGCUCCUCGAGCAGCUGUUCCUGCACGCCGAGCUGCGCGACCGCGUGGCCCGCGUGGUGCUGCUCUGGGCGAACAAUCACAUCGAGGACUUCAACGGCUCGGUGGAGAUGAUCGGCUUUCUACGCACGUUCCGCCGCCAGCUGGAGGAGACGAACUUCCUGGGCGAGCUGCGGCUGCUGACAAUAGCCGUGCAGAGUAAGGGGACUUUCCCACUUGUAGAGCAUGCUGGCGGCGAUUCAGACGCUCCUCAUGACCAACAGCAUGUGGCGGGCAGGUCACGCCUGGCACCCCAGCAGCACGCGCACCAGAACGGCAUCAGCGGGCACCUCUCGUCUUCGUCCGGCGCUCUGAACGCCGUGGGCGGUGGGGGCGUCGGCGGGGCUGCGGACAGCUCUCCGCGCUCCUCCACGCUGUUCGGUCGGCGCCUGCACGGCUUUGCGAAGCGCUACGCGUCCACGUCGAACAUGCGCUCGGCAAGCAUGCGCGUCGCAUCGGCGCCGCACGCGCGCAAGACCUCUCUCUCCGUGCCCAUGAACAGCAGUCCCGCUGGCGGGGGUGGAGGGUCUUCUUCGGCGUCCGUGGUGGCAGCGUCGGCGAAUCGUCCCUCCAGACCCACGUCGCCGUCUAGCCUGUUGCCGCUGAGCGUGAUCAAGCUGUACCGGCACGAUCACCAGCACCGCUACCUGACGGUUGGCGCGGCGACAACGGCGCUGGACCUGGUGCGCAUGGGCGUGCGCCAGUUCGAGAUGCCCGACUCGGAGGAGUCGUUCUCGCUGUGCCGCAUCACCGUCAGCCAGCAGGGCGUGGUGCAGCAGACACGCCUACCGGACGCGUUUGCCAACCUGCCGGCGGAGCUGCGCCCAAUGUCGCGCUUCUACCUGAAGUCGAACAAGACGACGACGAACCUGGUGCACGGCAGCAGCCUGGUGACGGACAUCAUGCACGACGGCGCCUGCGAUCUCCUGAGCCUGGACACACGAGAUGUAGCACGCGUGGUCACGCUACAGAGCUUCCUGACGUUCCGCCGCAUCAGCGGGGCCGAGUACGUUAACUACAUCUGGGAUCUCAACGGUAAUGGCAGCGGCAGUGGUGGCAAGGAUCUUCCCGGGGGAAAGGAGCAGAGCGACUUUCAGCGUUUCUCCAGCACCACCAACAACGAGAUGUUCUGGGUGGUCACCGAGAUCGUCAGCGAGCCGUCGAUGCAGCAGCGCGUGCGCAAGAUCAAGUUUUUCCUGAAGGUGGCCAAGCUGUGCCGGUCGCUGCGCAACUUCAACACCAUGUUCGCCAUCACCAGCGGCCUGUCGUACGGGGCCGUCACGCGACUGCGCCAGACCUGGGAGAAGCUUGGCGCGCGCGAUAUCAAGAGCAUUGAGGAGAUGCAGAUCCUGAUGAAUCCGUCUCGCAACAUGCUCACCUACCGCUCAAUGGUGAGCAGCGUGUCCGCUCCCAUCGUCCCCUUCUUCCCCGUCGUCACCAAGGACCUGACCUUCAUCUACCUGGGCAACGACGACCGCAUCGACGGCCUCAUCAACUUCGAGAAGCUGCGCAUGAUGGCGCGGGAGAUUCGCCACAUCAACGGCUUCCACGCCAGCAGCUACGACGUCACGCGGAUGCUGCGCGACCCGAAAGACAAGCUGACGGACCGCGACGUACGUAAGAUCUACGAGCAGUGGUUCUCCAUGCGCCGCGUGGAGCACUACCUCAAGGACCUGAACAUCAUCAGUGACGAGGCGGAGCUGGACGCCAUGGCACAGAAAGCGGAGCCCCCGCCGAGCGUGCGAAACACCUCCGGUUCAACGCUGGAGAUCCGGUGAUAGCAGCGUGCACGAUGCAUGUGUGCAGCUGUGCAGGUCAGCGUUGUACGACCAUUGGGAUCUGAUCACAGAAUCAGAGUCUCCGUGUUUGUUUUCGUGGCAACCGUCCGCAGUCCCAGUCGACCGUGUUCGCAGCCGUGUUUGUUGCCUGGCAACCCUAGCCGUCACGAUGGAAAUGCGACAAGCACAUGCACCCGUGCGUUGGAUUUAGUUCUGCAAAGUCACAGCAUGGCAGCUAUGCACAUCAACCUGUUGCAAGUUAAGUGGAGCGAUGACGAUUGUCAUGUAGCAGGUUCCAGUAGCCGCCACCCCCAGCAAUCUACGGAGAGCGGUCGAACGGGCAAAGACGUGUUGCUUAUUACCGGUCACAUGUCUUACAAUGGCCGCGUUUCUGUCGUACCAUACCGUACACCUGCCGCCGUCGCUUCUGCUUCCGCUUCUCCUGCUGCCUCCGCCACUGCCACUCCUGUUGCCAGGUUAUCAUUCACUGAUGUCCGGCAGUAGUAGCUUAUGAUGUGUGCAGUGGAGGAAAGCACGACCAGGGCUUGCCAACAUUCACCGACAUGCAGCACCUAGCCGACAUACACCCGAGCAUGUGUAGCACACGGUGGCAAUCCCUUGUACUGCAGCAGUUAACAUCCUGUGUGUACGCGCGCAUGUCUAUGUGUACCUGUGCAUGCGUGCAGAAAACAUGACACAGAGCUAGACAAAAUGCACCUGAGUGUGUGUAGCACAGCGGGAAUCUCCUGUAGACGUUCACAACAGCACUAAGCCCAAUCAGCACUCGCGCUGCUGAUGUGUCGACAGCCGCUUGCCACAUGGCUUAGGUGCUGUUUUCCGACUUUUCUCUUUCCUCGUUUUACGGCACAGUCAAACGUGUCUGUGUGUGUUUUUUGUCCGUGUGUUUGUUCAUGUCCGUGCAUAUGACUUUAUCCUCGCUUGAGCCCGCAGCUUGAUUUCACGUUGAGUUUCUUCAGCUAAGCUUUGACACGCGUUGACCCAGCCCUCACUUGACCGCCGCUGCCACCAUGCCUGCUACAGCUAGCCCCGUUCACAUGCAUGCAUGCACCAGCUAGGCCAGGUCUCCUGCAUCGAGGCAGUGCCGAUACUGCCAUGAGCACACUGCGAGCACACAUCAGCCUGUGCCUGCGUCGCUCCCUGCCAAGCGCAGGGACGUUCCCUCACUGCCUAGCAUGACCUGCUAUGUGAGGGACAUUCUCUCGCUUAGCCUAGCCUGCACUGUCUGCUCAGUUCACCAGAAAACUGGCCACGCCACCAUGCAGAGUUGCCAGAGCUGCAAUUACUGCUGCUGAGCUGUGCAAUCAAUGUCCACACAUUUUUGGAGAACUUAUCAAGUCUUGUCGACAACAGCAUUCUGUUGACUUUGAUGCUAGAUGCUGGAGGCGAACCUGACAACCUAUAUCAUCUAUGAAUUCAAUUUUAUCUCUGUGUUAUAUAGAGGGCGCACUCAUAUUCACCAGGCUAGCAAUGAAUUGAUUAGUUUUUUUUCCGGGAGAUGAAAAGGAAAAUAGGUAUAAAUAAAAAUAUGUUCUCUUUCAUUCUCAUCUGAUCAAUUUUUGGCCACCGUCCGCACUAUAUGUACGACUACAUGUAUAGCUAUUAUUCCCGUAUAUGGGGUACCGAAGAACGUA